AUGGGCAUUAUCGACGACGCCGCGUCCAUCAUCUCGGCGCGGACAUCGCACUCGAAGCGGUCCAAGUCGCACCGCUCCAGCCACAGCCGCCACCACACCCAGGAGCGCAGCAAGUCGCGCUCCCGCUCGCGCGAGCGCCACCGGUCCUCGCGCUCCGCCGCCGGCGUGGGCGGCGGCAUAAGCGGCAUUGCCGCCUCCAUCUUCGGCGGCGGCGACGACGACCACGACGACCACGACCGCCGGCGCAGCCACCACCACGACCGAGACGACGGCACCCGCUCCUUCUUCAGCCUGCCCAACGCCUCGCGCAGCUCCUUCUUCUCCGCCUUUGGCCGCCCCUCCCACCAGCACAGACCGGCCUCGCGCCCGCGGCCCCGCUCCGGCCUGCUGCCGCGGCUGCUCAAGAAGCUGCGGCGCCUGCUGCGCGACCUGGUGUACUACGCGAAGCGGCACCCGGCCAAGGUGUUCAUGCUGGUGCUGAUGCCGCUGAUCACGGGCGGCGCGCUGACGGCGCUGCUGGCCCGCUUCGGCCUGCGGCUGCCGCCGUUCCUGGAGCGCAUGCUCGGCGUGGCGGCCCGGGCGGCGGGCGCCGGCGCCGGCGCCGGCGGCUCGCUCGGCCUGGUCGGCGAGGCCGUGCGCUUGGUCAGCAGCGGCGGCGGCGGCGGGGCUGGGGCCGCGGCGACGCGCGCGAGUGUCGAGCGCGGCAGGCACGGCGGGAUGCAAUGGGAGCGGAGGAGCGUGGGGCGGGAUUAUGACGGGGAAGGGGGCGGGAGCGGGUGGGCGGAUGGGCUUAGGGGGGUUGCGAAGAUGUUUUCUUGA
This is a messenger RNA of Thermothielavioides terrestris NRRL 8126, 819 nucleotides long. RefSeq lists its product as uncharacterized. The record is from RefSeq and is a predicted model, not a curated record. Bases 1 to 819 code for a protein of 272 amino acids. The transcript has 2 exons. NCBI's taxonomy places the organism in Eukaryota, Fungi, Ascomycota, Sordariomycetes, Sordariales, Chaetomiaceae.